This is a messenger RNA of Peromyscus maniculatus bairdii (prairie deer mouse), 2169 nucleotides long. It is a transcript of the gene Nup85, whose product is annotated as nucleoporin 85. NCBI's taxonomy places the organism in Eukaryota, Metazoa, Chordata, Mammalia, Rodentia, Cricetidae. The record is from RefSeq and is a predicted model, not a curated record. Gene Ontology annotation, cellular component: nuclear pore outer ring. Gene Ontology annotation, biological process: positive regulation of DNA-templated transcription; protein import into nucleus; mRNA export from nucleus. Gene Ontology annotation, molecular function: structural constituent of nuclear pore.
GGAAGCCGCCCUGGCGGGGGUCCUCUUUGGCAGCUGGCUGUGAGCGGGAGGCCUGAGUGGAGAGCAUCGGCAGCGCGGCGAGGUUCCGCUCGCAGGGCCGCCCGCUAUGGAGGAGCUCGAUUGCGAGCCCGCAGUAACUUGGAUUCCAGGCGUGAAUUCCAAGAAGAAGCAAAUGUGUUUUGACUGGGGUCCUGGGGAGAUGCUCCUGUGUGAAACUUCCUUCAACAAAAAAGACAAACCAGAGAAGGUGCCGAGCUGCCCCUUUAUCUAUAUCAUACGGAAAGAUGUAGAUGUUUACUCUCAAAUUUUGAGAAAACUCUUCAAUGAAUCCCAUGGAAUCUUUGUUGGUCUGCAAAGAAUUGAGGAGGAAUUGACUGGAAAAUCCAGGAAAGCUCAAUUGGUUCGAGUGAGUAAAAAUUACCGAUCGGUCAUACGGGCCUGUAUGGAAGAAAUGCACCAGGUUGCAAUUGCUGCUAAAGAUCCAGCCAGUGGCCGGCAGUUCAGCAGCCAGGUCUCCAUUUUGUCAGCCAUGGAGCUCAUCUGGAACCUGUGUGAGAUUCUUUUUAUUGAAGUAGCCCCAGCUGGCCCCCUCCUCCUUCAUCUUCUUGACUGGGUCCGACUGCACGUGUGUGAGGUGGACAGUUUGUCAGCAGAUGUUCUGGGCAGUGAGAACCCAAGUAAACAUGAGAGCUUCUGGAACUUGGUGACUGUCUUGGUGCUUCAGGGCCGGUUGGAUGAGGCACGACAAAUGCUGUCCAAAGAAGCUGAUGCCAACCCCCCUUCUGCAAGCAUGUGCCGCAUCCUUGGGGAUCUGAUGAGGACAAUGCCCAUUCUGAGUCCUGGCAACACUCAGACUCUGACGGAGCUGGAGCUGAAGUGGCAGCAUUGGCGUGAGGAGUGUGAGCGGCACUUGCAAGACAGCACAUUCGCAGCCAGCCCCCGUCUGGAGUCGCUCUGCAAGAUCAUGCUGGGAGACGAGGCCACCUUGUUGGAGCACAAGGAGCUUCUGAGCAACUGGUACCAUUUCCUAGUGACUAGGCUGCUGUAUUCUAACCCCACAGUGAAACCUAUUGACCUGCACUUCUAUGCCCAGUCCAGCCUGGACAUGUUUCUGGGAGGUGAGAGCAGUCCAGAGCCACUGGACAACAUCUUGAUGGCGGCCUUUGAGUUUGACAUCCACCAGGUGAUCAAGGAGUGCAGCAUCGCCUUAAGCAACUGGUGGUUCGUAGCUCACCUCACCGACCUGUUGGAUCACUGCAGACUCCUCCAGUCACACAACCUCUAUUUUGGUUCUAACAUGAGAGAGUUCCUUCUGCUGGAAUAUGCCUCAGGACUCUUUGCUCAUCACAGCCUGUGGCAGCUGGGGGUGGAUUACUUUGACCACUGCCCGGAGCUGGGCCGCGUUUCCCUGGAGCUGCACAUAGAGCGGAUUCCCCUCAACACAGAGCAGAAAGCCCUGAAGGUGCUGAGGGUCUGUGAGCAGCGGCAGAUGACUGAACAAGUUCGAAGCAUCUGUAAGAUCUUGGCCAUGAAGGCUGUCCGCAAUAACCGCCUGGGCUCAGCCCUCUCUUGGAGCAUCCGUGCCAAAGACGCUGCUUUUGCCACGCUCGUAUCUGACAGAUUCCUCAGGGAUUACUGUGAGAGAGGCUGCUUUUCUGACUUGGAUCUCAUUGACAACCUGGGGCCAGCCAUGAUGCUCAGUGAUCGACUGACAUUCCUGGGAAAGUACCGGGAGUUCCACAGACUGUAUGGGGAGAAGCGCUUUGGUGACGCUGCUUCUCUUCUGCUGUCCCUCAUGACCUCUCAGAUAGCACCUCGUUCUUUCUGGAUGACUCUGCUGACAGAUGCCCUACCUCUUUUGGAACAGAAACAGGUGAUUUUCUCAGCAGAGCAGACAUAUGAGCUGAUGCGCUGCCUGGAAGACUUGGCCUCAGGGAGGCCAGGGUGUGGUGAGCCUGAUGCCCAGCGACUCCAGGACGAAGACGACAUAGAGGCCACCAAGGUGGAGAUGCUGAGACUGGCUCUUGCCCGGAACCUCGCUCGGGCAAUUCUAAGAGAAGGCUCACUGGAAGGUUCCUGAGACCACCGCGGACAGUAGUUGCAAUGUAGUGACUUUGUAUGGUGAUGUAAAUAGGUUUUAAAGCAAUAAAUUCUCUUUUGCAAAUAUAA